AUGGCAGGAGACGAGAGGGCUCUGGUGAAAAAGGAAGGAGGCAACAGAAGGGAAAGGCGAGAAAAGGAGAAGAAAGGCAAGGCCAGCGGGGUAGACAACACAUUCCGAAGGACUUGGGACAAGGAUGAGUACACCGAAAAAGCGGAAGCGAGAGACAAGGCAGAGCAGGAUGAAGAAGAGAGCGCUCUGGAUGCCAAGCGCAGGAAGAGGCUAGAGAGGGAUCCUCUACAUCAGGGCAUCAUUGUGGAGCGUGCACAACUGAAGCAGCGCGACUUCUCACUGGAUCUUACCUCUCGGCUGGGCAAAUCCCAAGUCAUCACCAACACAACACCCCUCAACCAGCAGGCUGGCUACUACUGCAGCGUGUGCGAUUGCAUCCUGAGGGACUCGGCAUCCUAUCUGGACCACAUCAAUGGGAAAUACCACAACCGAGCGCUGGGAAUGACCAUGCGAGUGGAACGCUCCACUGCAGAGCAGGUCAGGGACCGAUUGUCCCAGCACAAGGAGAAGAAGUACGAGUCAGAGCAGAUCGACUUCGUGCCAGAUGGCUUUGACAGGAGGGUGCUGGAGCAGCAGGAAGAGGAGGAACGCCUCAGAGAACACCGGAGGGAGCGCAAGAGGGAAAAGAGGAAAGGUGCACAAGAAGAGGAAGAGGAGUAUGGAGCGGACCCAGACAUGGCCAUGGCAAUGGGAUUCACUGGUUUUGGCGGGGGCCGAUAG
Coccomyxa subellipsoidea C-169 is the source of this 720-nucleotide messenger RNA. RefSeq lists its product as hypothetical. Gene Ontology annotation, biological process: mRNA splicing, via spliceosome. The transcript has 7 exons. The coding region runs from base 1 to 720 and encodes 239 amino acids. Gene Ontology annotation, cellular component: U4/U6 x U5 tri-snRNP complex; spliceosomal complex. The record is from RefSeq and is a predicted model, not a curated record. Lineage: Eukaryota; Viridiplantae; Chlorophyta; Trebouxiophyceae; Coccomyxaceae. Gene Ontology annotation, molecular function: zinc ion binding; nucleic acid binding.